AUGCAAAAUAUAACCAUGAAUUUUGGUGUAUUAGGUGAACCAAUUGAUAAACGUCAAUAUGCAGGCAAUAAAUUGAAAUUUAUUCCUAUAUUCUCACAAAGUAUGGAAAGACAUCCAUUAUAUUCUCGGUUCAAAACAGAUGUAGUACAAGUGGCUCUUGGAUUUUGGGAAAAAGCUUUGAGUGUAAGAAAACCACCAAACAGGAAAUUGCUUAUAGAAAGAGGAUGUGUUGAACCAGUGUACUAUACCGAUGGAAAAACAGGCAGAAGAUAUUGUCGAUCUCAAUGUAAACCCCGUGCUAAAUGCUAUGAUAAUCUAGUUCCAGAUCAAUAUGCUUCUGGAUGCGCUAUUGGAAGUGGGAGUGGAUCUAUCAGGGAUGUAUAUCAAGAUGGGCCAGGAUUCGCACCAAAUGAAUAUGUGCUUUUCAUUUCAAGUGAUAAUGUAAAAGCUUGUUUAUCCGGUUCAACAUUAGCUUAUGCUGGUCCAUGUGAAAUGCAUCCUACAACUGACAGACCAAUUAUGGGAGCGAUCAACUUCUGUCCACAAAAGAUGGACAUACAAGAACCUGGAAGAACUAUGUUGAUUGGAACAGCUAUUCAUGAACUGGCUCAUGCUAUGGGAUUUUCAAGGUCGAAUUUUGCUUUGAUGCGCGAUCUGGAAGGCAGACCAUUGACACCGAGAGAUCCGAAAUCCGGUAGACCAAAAAUAAAUCGUGAGGGGUCAUAUGAUGCAAGUGAAAAUACUAUUAAACGCAUUGUUCGUCCUUGGGUUACAGCUGCUGGAUCUUAUAUAAAACCAUUUUUAUCAUUUGUUACACCGGCAUUACUGGCGGAGGGACGUAAACAUUAUAAUUGCCCUAACCUGGAUGGAAUCGAUAUAGAGAACGAAGGUGGAGAAGGAACGGCUGGUUCACAUUUUGAAAAACGAACAGUUGGUGAUGAAACAAUGGCAGGUGUUACAGGAGUGAAAACUAUUCUUUCAAGAUUAACAUUAGCUUUUUUCACAGAUUCAGGAAAAAAAGGUAUGGAACCGUAUUGUGAAGAACAAGAUAAUUUGAUGUGUUAUCAUAAUAAAGCUUUUGGUGUUUGUGCUGUUGGACAAUUUAUGAAAUAUUUACCACCACAAGAACAAUAUUUCCCAAAUUCUCCUGAUUUUGGAGGUACCGGUAUAUUGACAGAUAAAUGUCCUGUUAUUCAGCCAAUGAAGAAAUUUUUCCAAGAAGAUCUUAUGACCUAUUGUGACCACAAUUUAAAUAUUCCGAUCGCACAAAGAGGAAAUAUGUUUGGUCAAGAAUUUGGUAACAGCUCACUAUGCAUUACUCAUAAAGGAGCUUGGAAAGCUGAAAGAAAUGGCAAAGCAACACAAGAUCCUCGAGUCAAAGCAACUUGUCAUCAGUACACUUGUUCAGGUAGUGGACAAGUUAUCGUGGAUGGUAAACCGUUUCGAUGUGAAUCCGGUGUAGCAAAAAUUAAUACACCACAAAUUCAAGGAGAAGCUAUUUGUCCUGACCCUAGGGAUGUUUGCAGAGUAAGAAUAAUUUAG
Molecule: messenger RNA, 1542 nt
Organism: Schistosoma turkestanicum
Lineage: Eukaryota; Metazoa; Platyhelminthes; Trematoda; Strigeidida; Schistosomatidae
Source: the annotation of a GenBank genome assembly